AUGUCAAAUACAUACCUAAACUACUUCGAGUCAACGAAUCGAAUCCUUCAUAUACCAACUUACUGGGCCGAGUACAAGAAAUAUUGGAAUGAUCCGCAAAGCGCUUCGACUGAGCUGCGUCUCAAACUUCUUUUGGUGAUUGGGAUAGGGUCAAGUAUCUACUGGUCAACUACCUACCGGUUAGCUAUCUCCCGAGAGGAUGAAGCAUGUGAAUUUCACAAAAGGGUUCACCGCUGGGUAUAUGCUGCUCAGGCGUGGCUUGCGGGGCCACUUGAAAAAGACCGACUGAGUGUCUCUGCCCUACAAAUUGACUGCCUGACAGUUUUGGCGCGCCAAAUAUUCUCCAUCGGUGCCGACCUUGUCUGGACUUCCAUGGGAUCACUUAUCCAUAAGGCUAUGCAGAUCAAUCUGCAUCGUGACCCCAAGCAUCUCUCGGGUAUCUCGGUCCUACAAGCCGAGGUACGUAGAAGGCUAUGGGCAACUAUUGUUGAAAUGACGGUGCAGGCGUCUUUGGAUUCAGCAAUGCAACCUGGAAUUCCUGAGUCUGACACUGAACCUCCUUCGAACCUUGACGACGCAGAAAUGGACGAGACCAGCAAGAGUCUGCCAUUUCACCCGCGAAGCACUCAUACUCUUACCUCGAUGCAACUUCUUCUGCUUGACUCGCUUCCGGUUCGACUCCGUAUAGUAAAGCUAUUGACCAAUUUGAAAUCAGAGAUCUCAUACUUGGACGUCAUCGAAUUAAGCUCAAAGCUCACUGACGCCUGCUGCGCAUGCAGUACAUACUUGAAAGAGAAUUCCGAGCUCAGCAUCCCAAGAUUCAAUCGAAACCUCAUUGACUAUCUUGUGCGUCGGUUCAUGAUACCCCUGCACUGCUUGUUCACCACUACAGCUCGAGAAAAUCCAUUUUUCUCCUUCUCAUUGAAGGCCAGCAUGGAAGCAGCCACGACCAUCCUAUCACCAGAGCCUGAUAUGUGCUUCGAUAUUCUCAUGGCAAUGGGCGGGGGUCUAUUCAGAGAGGGAAUAUGGUGUGCUAUGACGGUUAUCAGCAUCGAGUUGCUGGCACAAGCAGAAUCCCAGCGACUAGACGGCACUCUACUCCGAAAUCGGGGAUACAUCGGGUUUCUCAAACAGAAUGUCAGCAAAAUGCUCCCAUUCGCCACUGAGAGAAUUCGACAAGGCGAGACAAAUAUCAAAUGCCAUAUGUUUUUGGAGAUGAUUCUCGCUCAUGUUAAUGCGAUAGAGACGGGGGGUGACCAUGAAUUGAGCAUAGCGGAGGGUGCGAAGGCUAGCCUUGAAUUCUGCCUCGGGAUUUUGCAGAAGCGCGCUGAACAAGGUUCCUUAGCGAGCCCCAUGGACAUAAGUCUUCCAUCUGGAGGUCCUGAUGACGGUUUGGGAGAAUCGGGAUCUUUGUUUGACUUGGGCUUGGACUGGGAUUUCCUUUUGCCAGAUGCGGGUCUCGCUUGA
Penicillium argentinense is the source of this 1467-nucleotide messenger RNA. RefSeq names its product fungal specific transcription factor domain-containing protein. Gene Ontology annotation, cellular component: nucleus. The record is from RefSeq and is a predicted model, not a curated record. Gene Ontology annotation, biological process: regulation of transcription by RNA polymerase II; DNA-templated transcription. Lineage: Eukaryota; Fungi; Ascomycota; Eurotiomycetes; Eurotiales; Aspergillaceae. The transcript has a single exon. The coding region runs from base 1 to 1467 and encodes 488 amino acids. Gene Ontology annotation, molecular function: zinc ion binding; DNA-binding transcription activator activity, RNA polymerase II-specific; RNA polymerase II cis-regulatory region sequence-specific DNA binding.